AUGGCUGGUGGGAAAUAUCAAGAAUCCUCCUCUUCACGGUUUUCUAAUUGUAAACAUCAAGUGUUCUUGAGUUUUAGAGGUGAAGACACCCGCAGGAAAUUUACCGAUCACCUCUACACGGCCCUAGUCCAAGCUGGGAUUCACACAUUUAGAGAUGAUGAUGAGAUUCAGAGAGGACAUAAUAUAGAGUUGGAGAUCCAGAAAGCAAUACAACAAUCAAAAAUAUCGAUAAUCGUGUUCUCCAUAGACUAUGCUCGUUCGAGAUGGUGCCUCGAUGAACUUGUUAUGAUCAUGGAACGUAAGAGGACUACUAACUCCAUAGUUUUGCCGGUAUUCUAUGAUGUGGAUCCAUCCCAAGUUAGAAAUCAAACUGGGAGCUUCGCUGCAGCAUUUGUGGAACACGAAAAGCGCUUCAAGGAGGAGAUGGAGCGGGUGAAUGGAUGGAGGAUUGCUUUGAAGGAAGUUGCAGAUUUGGGAGGAAUGGUUUUAGGAGAUGGGUCCCAUAGUGCUGCCAUUGCUUUACUCUAUGGAAUUGGUGGAGUUGGAAAGACUGCCAUAGCCAAGAAUGUUUAUAACCAGAACUUUUAUAAAUUUGAAGGAAAGAGCUUUCUUUCAAAUUUUAGAGAAAGGUCAAAGGAAUUCAAGGGUUUAGUUUGCCUACAGAGGCAACUUCUUUCCGACAUCAUAAAAAAGAGUGUUGAUGAGAUAAAUGAUGUUGAUGAAGGAAUUUUGAAGAUUAAGGAUGUAAUAUGUUGUCGAAGAACUCUUAUUGUUCUAGAUGACGUGGAGGAAAGGGACCAAUUCAAUGCAAUCGUUGGCAUGCAAAAUUGGCUUUGUAAAGGAAGUAAAAUCAUUGUAACGACCAGAAAUAAGGGUCUGCUUUCAGCUAAUGAUGAGUGGGUCAAGUGCAAAGUUGAACCUCUAGAUAACGGAAAAUCACUUGAGCUUUUUAGUUGGCAUGCCUUUGGACAAGCUUACCCUGUUGAAGGUUUUGUAGAGGACUCUUGGAAAAUAGUGAAUCAUUGUAAUGGACUUCCAUUGGCCCUUCGUGUUAUUGGUUCUUCAUUAUCUGGUAAAAGUCGAGAAGUAUGUGAAAGUGCAUUCCAAGAAAUGGAAGUGAUUCCAAAUUGUGAAGUUCAAAAGAUUCUUCGAAUAAGUUACGACUCUCUUGAUGAUGAUUACCAGAAGAACUUAUUCCUUGAUAUUGCUUGUUUCUUCAAUGGAAUGGAUUACAAUUAUGCUGUUAGGAUACUAGAUGGGCUCGGUAUAGGUGCAAGAUUCAGGAUUGACAAUCUCAUCGAUAGAUGUCUUGUAGAAAUUGUUGAAAUCAACAGUGAUAAAAGGUUGUGGAUGCAUCAACUCGUAAGAGAUAUGGGAAGGGAAAUUUCUCGUCAAGAAUCACCCCAGUGUCAAAGAAUAUGGCAUCACAUGGAAGCUUUUACAGUUUUGAAAGAAACAAGUGAUGCUGAAAAAUUGCGUGGCCUUACCAUUGAUAUGCAUGCAUUAAUGGAAGAUAAUUGUACCAAAGCUAUCUGUGGUGAUUCAAUGGUUCGCCACAAGCAUAACUUCUUUCAACAUUAUCGUCUUCCUACGUUCCCCUCUCGAGAAUGGCUUUCUGACCUUUUCUUCGGGGAACAAGUACAAAGUGGUCAAGCAAGUUUGUUACCCGUCCUCAGCACGGAUGCUUUGAGAAAGAUGCAAAAUGUAAAAUUUCUCCAACUAAAUUACCUGAAGUUCCAUGGAAGUUAUGAACACUUCCCUAAGAAUUUGGUAACAGUUUUUAAGGGCGUAUUCAACGUUGUCGUAGCUGAUGAAGAUGGGAUGUUUAAGUUUUAUGAGGAGGAAGAAGAGGAGUGGAUAAUUCAGAAAGAGUUUGUGGGCUGCCUGUCAUUCCAAAUAGCCCCACCUGCUGUGCACCGGAUAUGUGGUUUUAACCUAUUCACAACUGGCUACAAGCACAGGAAUGUUGUAUUCCAAUCGCUAAGCCACUGGAAAUUAGGGGGCGAUGAUCCUACAUUUGAUAAUGGUGAUGACGUGAGUAUUUCAGUGCUUCCACUUGAUCCAACUAUUCAAAUAAUGAUGGUUGGUGUCCUAUGGUUGCAUGAAGAGGAAGGAAAUGGUGAUGAUGAUGAUAUCCAAUCAAAGAAUAAAGUUAUCACAUCCCAAAGUAGUAGCUCAUCAUACAGGGAAGUUAUCACAACCCACAACAGUAGCGGCGAUGAUGAUGAUGAUGAUGAUGAUGAUGUACAUCUAGCCAAUGUAGAAACAGCUUCUCAUAUUUUUAGGAAUUAUUCCUGUGCUGCGCGUUAUAAUCCUGGCAACUUGGAAGUAUGUUCGUGGUUAUUUGAAAAGAAAGGGAUAUUGGAAGAAAAAGGGAGGCAUCUUUGUUUAGCCUCUUGCAUGGUUGGUGGCGCUGUAAGAGAGAGGGGUUGAUUCUUUCGAAUUGCGGAGGAGAUCAGCGAGCAACAGAUUAUCUCGUGACACAUUUGUCUUCACUCAGUUUGGGUGUUAGAUUGGAAGGCAGCAACACACCAGCUUUUUGGAUAUAUAGUCGCCUUGAUGCCCUACUCUCGAUUCAGUUCAUAUGGCUGAUUUCUAUAGUUUUAAUCUAUGAGCAAUUUAAAUGCAGUCUGCUUAGAAGCUGAGAUGAGAAGAUGGAGGCUUAAGCUGAAGCAGACCAUGGAAAUGUACAGCAGUACAGCUUGCAAAGAAGCACUUUCUGCAAAAACGAAAGUAGUUACAUUUCAUCAUCAACUGCACGAAAAGUUUGAAAGAAGUUCGCUGUCAUUGAACUCAAUCCUGCAUUUGAACAUGGACUCAAUUGGCUCAGGAAGGAACUUAACUGAAGAUAUCAACGUCUCACAAUUGAAGAUAUCAACGUCUCCAAAGAUUACCCCUGCGAAGUGCGGGCAUCAAAUCUAAGAGUAUAUAUAUAUAUAUUUAUAUAAAGGUUCAUAAAAUUUUCUUCACGUACGGCUCAUGAACUUUUUUUCAUUCAAACCCGCUGGGGCUAAAAAAUUAUGAAAUCCAAUUCUCAACAAUCAAAUUGUUGAAGAAUAAAAUAAAAAAAUUAAUUUCAAAAAAGGAAAAAAGCAAAAAAAAUCAUUGAAAUGAAUGAGGACCAAAUAUGUCACAAAUAAAAUAAAAUAAAAUAAUGUAAAAGGCCUAAGCCAGUCUAA
This is a messenger RNA of Populus trichocarpa (black cottonwood), 3179 nucleotides long. Its product is annotated as disease resistance protein RPV1. The record is from RefSeq and is a predicted model, not a curated record. The transcript is spliced from 8 exons. Bases 1 to 2433 code for a protein of 810 amino acids. Gene Ontology annotation, molecular function: ADP binding. Lineage: Eukaryota; Viridiplantae; Streptophyta; Magnoliopsida; Malpighiales; Salicaceae. Gene Ontology annotation, biological process: defense response; signal transduction.